CGGCAAGAUGGUGGCGUCCAGGUGGGUUUUGUUCGAGUAGAUGGUUGCCCGGCGGCGCUCACUUCCCGAGAGUCUGGCAGAGGACCCUGGGCCAAGAUGGAUGUGUUGCUGUAUUGACCAGGCUGGUCUCAAAACUCCUGCUUUCAAAGUGAUUUAUUUGCCUCAGCCUCCCAAGCAGCUGGGACUAUAGACGUGAUUAAGAAGGAUUCUCCACACCAAGAAAGCAGUCCUGAAAGGAGUCACAAAGGAGACAGCUUGAGUGUCAUGAUGCUGGCCAGACCAAAGCCAGGGGAAUCUGAGGUAGACCUGCUGCGCUUCCAAAGUCAGUUUCUCGAAGCUGGUGCGACUCCAGCAGUACAGCUGGUGAAAGGAAGUAGAUAUGGUGAUGCUCACCCAGACCAGCCUCCACUGCAUGACCAUCGGGAUGUGGUGAUGCUGGACGAUCUCCCAGAUUUGCCCCCAGCUUUGGUUCCUGCUCCUGCAAAGAGAGCCAGGCCCAGCCCUGGCCAACCCCUACCUCAGGACGAGGAUCCUGAAGAGAGGCUUAGCAGGCACGAUCAGCAUAUCACUGCUGUCUUGACCAAGAUUAUUGAACGAGAUACACGUUCAGUGACUCUGAAUCUGCCUGUGCCCAGUGGUGUUGCUUUCCCCCCUGUGUUCCAUCGCUCACAGGAGAAACAGGGGAAGCUAGCAGCAUCUGGUAAAAGGAGCAUCUUUGCCCAAGAGAUUGCAGCAAGAAGGGUGUCCGAAAGCAGGGUCCCAUCAGUUGGGGAGGUUGUAUCUAACCUGAACCCACCAGAGGGCGCUGUGACCUAUGAGGCACCCUCCCCUAGGGACAAAGACAGCCAGCUUCCAGGGAACAGCCAUGACUUCCAGGAACCACAUCUGGUCACAGGGAAGGGGCUCAAGAGUCAAGAGGCUGAGCAGGAAGCCCAGACUAUCCACGAGGAGAAUGUAGCAAGGCUGCAAGCCAUGGCUCCUGAAGAGAUCAUGCAGGAGCAGCAGCGGUUACUGGCUCAGCUUGACCCCAGCUUGGUUGCCUUCUUGAGGUCUCACAGCCAUACCCGUAAGCAAGCAGGAGCAAAGGCCACCAAGGAGCAAAGGCCAGGAGGACCCUCAUUUCCUGUCACCAAAGAAGACCCUAUCAUGUCAGCUUCUACCAGUGAACCUGGGAAGGAGAACAGGCCAGAGCCAGGAGCACCAGCACUGGCACUGCCUGUGGCUCCCCACAAAGAAUGGCUUCAUAUGGACACUGUUGAGCUGGAGAAGCUACACUGGAUGCAGGACCUGCCUCCGCUCCGGCGGCAGCAGACACAGGAGAGAAUGCAAGCCCGAUUCAGCCUUCAGGGAGAGCUCCUGGCCCCUGAUGUGGACCUGCCCACCCAUCUGGGCUUGCACCACCAUGGAGAGGAGGCAGAGAGAGCAGGGUAUUCUUUACAGGAGCUGUUCCACUUGACUCGUAGUCAGGUGUCCCAGCAGAGAGCACUAGCACUGUGUGUGCUAUCCCAGAUCAUUGGCAGGGCCCAGGCUGGUGAAUUUGGGGACCGGUUAGUGGGUAGUGUCUUACGGCUCCUCUUGGAUGCUGGUUUCCUCUUCUUGCUGCGCUUCUCCCUGGAUGACAGGGUGGAUGGGGUCAUCGCAGCAGCUGUCCGGGCUCUUCGCACUCUGCUAGUUGCUCCUGGAGAUGAGGAGCUCCUUGACAGCACCUUCUCAUGGUAUCAUGGAGCUUCGGUGUUCCCUCUGAGGCCCAUCCAGGAAGACAAGGAAGACGGGGGUGAGGACGAGGAACCCGCAACAGAAAAGGCAAAAAAGAAGAGCUCUGAGGAAGGAAGCAAGCCUCCACCUGACCUAGCUAGACAUGAUGUCAUCAAGGGUCUCCUGGCUACCAACCUGCUUCCUCGGCUACGCUAUGUGCUGGAGGUAACCUGUCCAGGACCUUCUGUGGUCCUUGACAUUUUGGCUGUGCUCAUACGCCUGGCCCGGCAUUCCCUGGAGUCAGCCAUGAGGAUCUUGGAGUGUCCUCGGCUAAUAGAGACCAUAGUUCGAGAGUUCCUGCCUACCAGCUGGUCCCCCAUGGUUGUGGGGCCUACUUCUAGUCUACACAAAGUGCCUUAUGCUGCAGCCAUGAAACUGCUUAGAGUCCUGGCUUCAACUGGGAGGAAUAUUGCUGCCCGGCUGAUGAGUGGCUUUGAUAUCAGGAGCCGCCUAUGUCGCUUCAUAGCUGAGGCGCCUCAAGAACUAGCCUUGCCUACAGAGGAAGCAGAGACACUGAGCACGGAGGCCUUUCGUCUAUGGGCUGUGGCUGCCUUCUAUGGUCAGGGUGGUGACCUUUACAGGGAGCUGUAUCCAGUGCUUAUACAGGCCUUGCAGGCACUGCCGACAGAACUUGGCGCCUGUCCUCUACACCCACUGUCCAUGCAGCGGAUGGCUUCACUGCUCACUCUUCUCACCAAGCUGACCCUGGCAGCAGGCAGCACCCACCCUGAACCUAUCAGUCGCUCUUCUGAGGCCCAUGUGUUGGCCACCACUUCCUCAAUCACCUGGACGCAGGUGUCUGGACUUCAGCCACUGGUGGAGACGUGUCUAAGGCAGACUUUAAAGUUGCUGCCCAGACCUGACAUAUGGAAUGCCCUAGGCCCAGUGCCCAGUGCCUGCUUGCUGUUCUUGGGUGCCUACUACCAGACUUGGAGCCAGCAGCCAAGCUUGUGCCCGGAGGACUGGCUUCAGGACAUGGAGCACCUGUCAGAGGAGUUGUUACUGCCACUGCUGAGUCAGCCCUCUCUGGGAAGUUUGUGGGAUUCCCUUAGGCACUGCUCCCCUGUCUGCAAUCCACUGACCUGUGCUCCAACUCCUGAGGCUCUCCCCAGCCUGGUGUCACUGGGCUGUGCAGGAGGCUGUCCCCCUCUCAGUGUGGCUGGCACAGCCUCACCCUUCCCAUUCCUCACUGCCCUCCUCUCUCUUGUCAACAUUCUGGUCCGGAUUCACAAGGGGCUUUGUGGACAGAUGGCUGCUGUGUUGGCUGCCCCAGGACUCCAGAACUACUUUUUCCAGUGUGUGGCUCCCAGGCCUGCCCCACAGUUCACACCCUUCUCUGCCUGGGCCCUGCGCCAUGAGCACCACCUGCAGUACCUGGCACUCUCCCUGGCCCAGAAAGUGGCAACAUCUCAGCCAGAGCCAGCCACCAAUGCCCUCUACCACUCUAUGGCCUUGGCCCUACUGAGCCGGCUACUUCCUGGAAGUGAGUACCUUGCCCAAGAGCUACUGCUGAGCUGUGUGUUCCGGCUGGAGUUCCUCCCGGAAAAAGCAUUAGGGGGUCCAGAGGCAGCUGACUUCUCCGAUGGACUGUCCCUCAGGAACAGUGCGGACCCUCACUGUGGACGAGGGGCUCUCCUACUUCAGGCAUGCCAGGACCUCCCCAGCAUCCGCAGCUGCUACCUGACCCACUGUUCACCAGCGAGAGCCAGCCUGCUGGCCUCCCAGGCUUUAUACCGUUGGGAGCUUCUGCGAGUCCCAAGCUUGCUACUCCCUGUGCCUAAGGAGCCAUUGCUGCCCACUGACUGGCCCUUCCAGCCACUGAUUCAUCUCUACCACCAGGCUUCAGACACUCCCUCUGGACUACCUCCCACUGACACUGUGGGCACUGCCAUGCGGGCCCUACAGUGGGUGCUACUUUUAGAGAGCUGGCGCCCAGAGGCCCUCUGGGCUGUACCUCCUGCUGCCCGGCUGGCCCGGCUUAUGUGUGUGUUCCUGGUGGACAGUGAGCUAUUCCGAGAGACCCCCAUACAGCAUCUGGUUGCAGCUCUUGUAGCCCGGAUCUGUCAGCCUCAAGUCCUGCCAAGCCUGAACCUGGACUGCCCACUUCCUGGCCUAACAUCUUUUCCUGACCUCUAUGCUAGCUUCUUAGACCAUUUUGAAGCUGUCUCUUUUGGGGACCACCUGUUUGGGGCUCUGGUCCUCCUUCCCCUACAACGUCGAUUUAGUGUGACCUUGCGCCUUGCCCUCUUUGGGGAGCAUGUGGGAGCCUUGCGGGCUCUUGGCCUGCCUCUGACCCAGUUGCCUGUGCCCUUGGAAUGCUACACAGGACCUCCUGAAGACAACCUGGCCCUUCUUCAGCUCUACUUCCGAGCCCUGGUUACUGGUGCUCUCUGUCCACGUUGGUGCCCUGUGCUCUACGCUGUGGCAGUGGCUCAUGUCAAUAGCUUCAUCUUCUCCCAGGACCCAAAGAGCUCAGAUGAGGUGAAGACUGCCCGAAGGAAUAUGCUGCAGAAAACUUGGCUGCUGGCAGAUGAGGGUCUGCGGCAGCACCUCCUCCACUAUAAGCUUCCCAAUUCCAGCUUCCCAGAGGGGUUUGAGCUGUAUUCCCAGUUACCUCCCCUGAGGCAGCAUUACCUCCAGACACUGCCCUCAGGUGUGCUCCAGAAUGGAGUAUCCAAGACCUAGGACAGUUGCCACCAUCCAGAGAUGGAUACAUUCUCCUGGGGCUUGCCAGUGGAUGUCUGUUCAUACAGAAGGGCUUCUGUCACUGGGAAAGCAGGGGACAGGAACCCAGGGCUGCCUUCCUGAGAAUAUACUGUUUGAGCCUGUUUUAGAACAGAACAUGUCUGCUAUUAGAACUUGAUACUGGAGCUCUGGGUCUGGGGCCUCUGAGGGUCUGUACUAGGAGUGAAGGGUGGCUUAGCUAUUCAGUCCCUCUGGGGACAAAUCAGUCUAAGUAGACCUCACCUACCUCCAGUCCUCACCCAGGCCAGGGGAUACGAAUGCUAUGCUGUGCAUUGAAAUAAAUACUUUUCUAGUCUGGCUGA
Molecule: messenger RNA, 4802 nt
Organism: Nannospalax galili (Upper Galilee mountains blind mole rat)
Lineage: Eukaryota; Metazoa; Chordata; Mammalia; Rodentia; Spalacidae
Gene: Rpap1
Product: RNA polymerase II associated protein 1
Exons: 26
Coding region: 265-4440 (1391 amino acids)
Biological process (GO): transcription by RNA polymerase II
Cellular component (GO): nucleus
Source: RefSeq, a predicted model, not a curated record